Molecule: messenger RNA, 8308 nt
Organism: Mytilus trossulus (common blue mussel)
Lineage: Eukaryota; Metazoa; Mollusca; Bivalvia; Mytilida; Mytilidae
Product: E3 ubiquitin-protein ligase rnf213-alpha-like
Exons: 43
Coding region: 110-8308 (2732 amino acids)
Molecular function (GO): ATP hydrolysis activity; ubiquitin-protein transferase activity
Source: RefSeq, a predicted model, not a curated record
ACUGUACAUACCGUACAUAUUGACCGACUGAUAAGUCUGAACUAGUAGGAUUUAUACAAAAUGGUAGAUUAGAUAUACUAAUGAAGUCCUAAGAUGUUUUCAUGACACAAUGAAGUGUAGAAAUGUACAAGACGGACAGGAAUGUGGUGCAGACCUGCCGUCAAAUGCAAAAUUUUGUGGUGAGUGUGGAGCUGAUGUGGUUAUCAGAACUGGUAACUGCCCAAAUUGUAAAGCAACCAUAAAAGAAAGUCAGAAGUUUUGUUUCGGAUGCAAAUGGAAAGUAAAUGAAAGUAUUUUCCAGUCUCAUGCAUCAACGUCUGAGAAAGAAGGAAGUGAGCCUGAGGGACAGAGUACUCUGAAAAAGGACACACCUGUUAUCGAGGAAGAGAAAUUGAGCAGCACAGCGAGUGCCAGCGAAGAACACGAACAGACCCUGUCAAAAGAAACUAAAAUAGCACAACAUGCUGUGACAGAAGACAAGAUAUCUAAAGACAAUCAGAUUAAGGAGAGUACAAAACACGAAGCUGAUACGCCUUCUCAGGGAAAUGAUAACGACGACGACGCUUCAACGGUCAACAUUAAGCAAGAAGGCAACGAAACUGAAGGACAAUCGAAUAAAGAUUCUCCUGAAAUCAGUUCAACAGAAAAGAUACAAGCAACAACUAUUGCCAAUUUAGAGAGUGCCUCUUCAUCUAACAGUGAAUCACACACAUCACACAGUGAAAGUAGUGAGAAUGCUGAAGAAACCGGGAGUUCAUCUGGUAGCAAUUCAUCUGACAGUGAAGAAAGCGAAAAUGAUACAAUACAACUUAACAUUGAUAACAGCAACGAAAGUGAAAAAGAUGAUGAUGUCAGAGACUUAGAUAAAGGUGACUCCGGUGACAACCGAAAUAAGGAACAGGUUGAAUUAAAAGAUGACAAGGAGGAGGCAAAACAUGUGAUCAUUAACACAGAUAAUCAAGAUAAAAAUGACCAGAAUGACUUAAAAGGCAAGGACCAAGUACCAGAGAAUCAGCAAACAAAGUCAACAGAAAAUAACGAAGAUGACCCAAAUAAGAGAAUGGAUACAGAAAAUGACAAUGCAGGAAAUAACGAUGAUUUAAAAGUACCACAGGUUACAAAAGCAAAUGUAGCACCAUCAGAAGAAAACGAAAACCUAGACGAAAAAGAAGAUUAUGGAAGUGAGACGAGCACUGAUUCCUCGUCCUCUUCCUCUGACAGUGAAGAUGAAAAUCAAGAUGAAGAUAAUCAGAAUGACUUAAAAGGCAAGGACCAAGUACCAGAGAAUCAGCAAACAAAGUCAACAGAUAAUAAAGAAGAUGAACCAAAGAAGAGAAUGGAUACAGAUCAAGGCAGUCUCAAAGGCGAACAAACAAAAGAACAGCUCAACUCAAAAGACGAUAAAGGAGAGGAACACUAUGAGAGAAGUAACACAGGAAACGACCAGUCAAAUGAUGAAACUGAUACUACUAGCCCUGGUACGACACAAAAUAUUGAUCUUGAUAACAAUCAGACUGGUGAAAAUGAAGGAAAUAAUCAACCGAAAACUACAGAACGUUCUUCUAUUAGUGAUUUAUCUGAUAUCGAAAAUCGUGAAGGUGACAAGAUACAUUUAAAUAUUGAUGUCGACGAUUCUGUAAACCCUAGUGCAACCAGUCCAGAGCAUCUAGUUAAUACAGGUGCAUGUUCAAAUGUAAUACCACCCGAAGCAUCCAGCGAUGUUAACAAACAAGGAAAGGGAAAAUCAACUGACAGUGCAAAGAAAAAGAAAAAGAAGAAAGAAGACGACAAAAAAAUUGAAAAGAAACUCGCAAAAAAAUUAGAAACAGAUAAAAGAAAAAAAGAAAAAGCAGAAGAGAAGCGACGAAAAAUCGAAGAUGACAUAGACAAGAAACAAAAAGAAAAGGAAAAACAAUUAAAAAAAGUAAGCGAGAAGAAAAAUCAAGAAGAUAAAAAAGCAGUAAUAACUAAGGCGAGUCUGCAACCCAAAACAGAACCAACAAAUGAGGGGAGCUCUAUAGAUAAUAAGAGUGGUGUGAAAACCGAGGAACAACCGCUAUUGCAGAAUGAUGGAAACCAAGCGAAAACCGAGGCAGUGUCGGAUGAUAUAUCAACAUCAUUACAAAAAACAACAGCAACACCCAACAAGGCUAAUGAAACUGGCAUACAACAAAAUUUACAACAUGCAAGUGACAACCAAACUAAUGCGAACACCACAGAUGAGAAUGCUGUUACUGUUUAUUUCCAUGCUAUUUUUUCUCCUACUAUACUGCAAAACCAUGAGAAUGACGAUGUGUUCGUAAGAGUAAAUGCCAAAUAUGUAAAGAUGAACUAUAAACGAACGAUUAGUACACCAAAACCAGAACUCGUAAGUUACCAGUACGAAGGUAUGACUGUCAUAAAAAAAAGUAAAACCACCCCUUGGGCAGUUACGUACAAUUAUUUUGUGAAAGUUGGUGGUAAAGAUGAAGUAGAAGAAUUCAUUUUCAAUCAGGGACAGUCAGACUUUACUGCAAGAACUAUCACAACUGGAAGAUUGACACAAAAAGACGUUCAUCACCAGUUUGAUGGAGUUGUGAGGAGAAAAGUGGUCAAAGAGAAGAAUGUGAUAUCAUACGUUUCUGGUUUAUUUUGGAAAAACAAUGAGGAAUAUCAAAAAUUGCUCAGAAAAGAUGUGAGUCUUUCCUUUGAAACUUUUUUACCAGAAUGGAAAACUGUUUGCAAUGGAGGAAUAAAUGGUAAACAGCUCAUGGAUAGAGUGAGAGAUGUUUACCUUUGUUUAAAGAUGAAUUAUUGGAUAAGAGAAAAACUGUGGCCUAUUUUUCAGGACUAUGAAAGUUAUACAAAGCAAUGCCUUACACAGUAUUUAGAAAGAGGAAUCGCAUUGCUAGUGGAAAAGAAACAAAGUGAAAAACAGAUUGCAAGAUUAGAUACAGCUAGCAUCAAUGUUACUACUGCAGCAACGAUUGUCUUCUUACAAGACUAUUAUGAAGUUGUUUUAAAUGUAUCAGUGAUAUCUAACCUUUGCACAGCAUUAUUACCAAACAUAAGUUCUAAGCAGACCUGUUUAAAUGAAUUGGAGGAAUUGAAGAAGAACUUUUUAGGUUUAGAAGGGAAGCUGAAAGAGAGGCUCUUAAACUUUGUCAAGUUUUUGUUGCGAGGAGAAAGGCCAUUUAGGUUAUGGCUGUACUGUAUACCUACUUUACAUUAUUUAGAAGAUCGAUAUCAACCCUUUCAGACAGCACCGGAUAGUACAAAUCACAGAGAUGUAAAGCCAGUAUGGUGGGGAAUUGACAGUAUCAAGUUAGAUUUGGAAAUUUUCAAGAAACGACCAGUUGUACUAAGUGAUAAAGAGGUGUUAGGGUUGAUUCCAUAUUUUGAGUUGGACUAUCUUCUGCCAAGGACACUUGUUGCUAGCAUGUCGUUUACAGAUUUGUUAAAUUUGAAAGAAAACUUCUGCAUUCCUGUUGAUGUUAUGCUUGCGGCAGUUGACUUUUUCAUACCCUCAGAGGUCAAACAUAAUCUAACCGUUACUCACAUGCAGAAUUUCAAGAAAAUAAUUUCCCUGGUUUCGGAAUCUGCAUGCAAGGCAUUCUCCAACAGGCAUUUGUCUUUAAAUGAUGCAGUACGAUCUUACAAAAUAGGAACAGAUGUUGCGAAAAGAGUUUUUGGUUUUCAACCCACGUCAACAGACUUAAAACUUAGAACAAAGUUUUGGAUUGUCACAUCUGAAUGUUUUCUAGUAAUUGCCGAUUGGUUUUAUAAGCUGUUGUCGUCAACGAACACCAGAGAGCAAGACUUAGGAUUUGUUCCAUCACAAGCUUUGAAAAUGGUGUCAAACGCAAUGUGUAAUGAAUUAAAAGAAGCAAGAAGGGAUAACUGGGGAACAGAAAAAUAUAUUCAGCUAUGGAAUAAUGCCUUCAAAAUGAGAAUCCCCGAGGGCGACAUUCGGACUGAUUGUAUGAAAUGUUUGCAAACUAGUUUGAAGGAGUGUCUUAAGGAAUGGAAAACUGAAGAACAAACAAAAGAGAUCAUAGACCUUUACUGCACUAACGUAGAUACAUUUGAACCAGGAUUACAGGAGAUUUUAAGUCUGUGUGCGCUUGAGGCAGUAGAUAAAUGUGUCAAUUAUUUAUCAAACAAUCAACAAUACUUGGAAGGCACAAAAUUACGGCAUUAUGGAUCCCUUAUGUCACAUGUCUUCGACAGAAACAUCGAUGAGGAGAAAUUGAAGAAGAACAGAAAAGCUUAUCUUGAACAUGCUUUGAAAUGGCCACCUUUUUUGGUAUUUGCUAAAAUGUACAUGAAUGUGGAAUAUUCAAGUUCACUACAAGAUACAUGUUUAAGUCAUAUGAAGAUAUUCGUUAAUACACUGAACGAAGCGUGUAAUGCACUGGUAGAUGGUAGCAUCACAAUAGGCCAUCUUGAUACUUUAUUAUCUGGAAAAGAUCGAUUCAAGUCAAUUGUACAAGAGUUACGUAGAAACGAAACUGCAGCAAUUUUGACAACUUUACAGAUAAGGGAAAAAGAGCUAUCAGCCUUUAGGGAGACCGUGAUUGUCGUAAAACAUUUUGUCUAUGAAUGCAAAAAGGUUGAAGGUGAUGUUUACGACUUAGAAAGACGACUUUGGCAAUUAACCAAUCUUAAUCAAGAUAAUAUUGAAGAUGACAGAUUAGUUCUGAUAAAGGAUGUCUGCAGAGUUCAAUUUCCGAAAUUCAAUGCCAAUGAGACAGCUGGGGCGCAAAAUGUUCAAAGUUCCAAACCUGUAAUAGUUGCAUUUAACUUAUCCGAAGAGGAGCUUAAUGCCAUACCAUUAGUUUUACAACAUACCAAGGCCUAUUCUUUCAAGCAAAUCUGGAUCAAAAAUGGGAGAAACACAAAACUUUUGAAAGGACGUAAGCUAAAAGUCAAUGAAAUUCUAACAGAAGUUUGGCCGGAAACGCGACAACAAUGGGUAUCUUUGUGUGAGAAGUUAAGAAAUGGCGACAUUUCUUUUGGUGAUUUUGAAGAAUAUUUUUACAGCGAGGAGUGUAAUAAUUCAGACAAAUUAGAAAAAGAGCUCGUUGGUUUUACCGGAGAAAGCACAGACUGUGGUUGGAUACAAUCACGUUUUGAUCAAUUUCACAAUUUUAAAACGGUUUACACAUGUUUGAAGGGCGCUAAUGCAAUCAUGAACAUUGUUGGAAAAUAUGGAUUGAAAGGAGAUUUCAGUCAUAUAUCACAGAUAAUUAAGAUUACUAAAGGAGAUGAUGUGGAGAUGAAAAAGUUUGAUGUUAGUCUUGUGAAAACAUGUUCCAUUCUGAGGGGAAUUGACGAUAAAAAGGUUGAUUGUCUAACUGUUUUUUACAAAUGUCAACCGCUUGUUGAUUGGUUAAAAGAUUCAAUGAAAACUGGUUUGAAAGAACUGAAGGUGUUUGUAGAGCUCGCAAGCAUGUCAGCAGGUGAAACAGAUAUUGAAGUUGACAGAGUUCAGUUUCUCCAUGCAGCAACAACGGGAUAUGCACCACUCAUAUUCAAUUUGGAUACUAAUUGUAAUGAUUUACACUUUAUUGAAAUGUGCGAGAGCGUAUGGAAAGAACUAGAGACAGACUCGAAGCUUCCACAAAAGCUGCGAGACACUCACCAACAACUUGACUGGCUCAAAUCGGUUAAACAAUCCCAUGGGUCAGUUGAAGUUAGUUCACUUUCACAGACAGAGGCAAUAAAUGCAAGUGGGACAUAUGAAGUUGGAAAUUCCAGGGAAAUAAUCUCUCUUCAAAAACCUUCGCUGAAAGAUGUAUUAGCAUUGAGUGUAAUUCAUGAAGGAAGCAGUGAAACAGAAGAUACAGAUGAUAUAAAAGAAAUAUACUACAAGUAUGAACAGCUUCUUGAUCUUCAAUCAAGACUGAUGUUGGUAGCUGGAAAAGCAGAAAAGGGCAAAGAUGAAGUAGAUAGAUUUAUGCUAAUUUUAGAUUCAGUGGUGAGACUGGGAAACAUUUACAUAAAGCUAGUGACUGAUGGCUGUGUUUUAUUUAACUUUUGGCAUGCGACAUUCUUCUGUGACACAAAAAGACCUGUUUGUGCUUUUUUGAACUUUGGAUAUGGGAAAGAUAUGCAUACCAUUAAAGGCAGAACAGAUAGCACGAAAGAGGAUGUCAGUUUUCUUAUUCCCAAAAUUGCCAAAGUCUUAGAGAAUUGCCAUAAAGAAUGGCUUCAAUAUAUUAAUGACAAACGAGAAGAAAAUCCAUUGUUGAAUUAUUUCACUAUUGACCAGAUUGUAAUAUUGCAACAACAGUUAGUAAAAGUUGGUACCGACAAAGAACCGUCCCCCCUCAUUUAUCCUUUGCUUUCUGCUGUUAAGAAGAAUUGUUCCAGAGAGGAAUUAAUCAGUGCAAUGAAAACUGCAAAACAGGAUGUCACUUCUAUGGAAUCCAAGAGGGAUGUUGAACAAGACAUGGAUAGUGAAUCCGGCAGGAAUGAAGAAAUAGAUGAAAACAUUAAAAAAAUAAUGAAAGAUGGUUUUUCACUUUCUCUAGCAACAGAGGCUUGGAAAAGUUGCGAUAACAUUGAAGAUGCAAUUGACUGGUGCUAUGAUAAUGACGAAAACUUUGAUGAAGAAGAAGAAAAAGAAGCAGCCUUUUCCGGUUGGACAGAUACAGUACAGUCGAUGGCAUCUUUGACAAGAAACCUUGUUUCUGAACUUGGCCUUGGGGAAGAAAAUGCCUUUCGAAAACUAAAAAGAGCCCUCAAGAAAUUAUGGAAGAAUUUUCUUAGUUCUAUAUCGUCAAGCGUGUCUGACUAUCUAAGUGUUGAACACCUUGGACUGAUUUUAAAGAGACUAGCAGAAAAGGAAACCUUCCACGUUUGUAGAGAAUUGCCUUCAUAUUUCAAAAUAGGAGAACCAAACUUGCUUAUCUGUGAAGAAAGUGACAUGUAUAACACCGUUUUGACUAUAUACAGUCAACAGGAAAAGACACCACUACCACAGUCAGACGAAGUCUUGUUAUGUACACCGUAUACCACGCUUGACAUGGUUGAAAUAUUUUGGAGAAGAGCAGUUGAUCCUUGUAGUAAUAAGAUAUAUUGUUUGGUAAAUGCGGCCUGUCUGGAUUAUGAUAUUAGCGAUAAAGCCGAAAAGACUCUGCAGCGAUUACUGAAAGAUGCAGAAUUUAAAGAGUCAAAGUACAGAUUGAUUGUUUUAUGCAGUACUGAAAAUGAGAAUCAGUCUGUUAUCGUGAGGGCACUGGCUAAAUUUCACAGAAAUCAAAUGCCACUGAAUGUUGAUAAGAUUAAAGAUUAUUUGUCAUCAAAAUUGAAGAGUGAUUUACCAACUGAUACAACCUUGCCAGCAUGUAACGUAGAUUUUGAGAGAAGCACAAUCAGAGUAGUGAAAUCUUGGAGAGCAGGAGUAGGCAAAACUCUAUUUAAAAAACGAAUGACUGAGGAGCUUCAAAAGAUACUACUAUCGGAGUCCGUUGACUCCAUAAACAGUCUAACAAUUCCUCUUCACGAAAAGAUACUUAAUACUGACGAGGUCAUGAAUGUCCUUCUGAGUGUAACCCUUCCACCGGAAAUAAUUGUACCAAGAAUUUUCCAUUUUGACAUAUCUCACGAGGUACAAGAAGGUGUGGAUGAUUUCCUUUUCGACCUGAUUAUACUAGGAUGUUUACACCAUAGUUCUGGAAAUGUUUGGAGAAAAGAUGCAAUAGAUUACUACAUAAUAGAAUCUAUGCCACCACUAUCAAAGGGAACUGGUGUUCAGGAGGAUACAUUUACAUGUAUGCACCAUUGUUUAGAAGUUUUACCAGACAUUUUAUGCAGAGCUCCUCAGGAAUCUUUAAAUAUUCUGAAUAAAACAGCAAUACCAAAAGAUUAUUCUACACGCGAUCGACUGUUUGAUCAGAUUGAAUUCCAAAGUACAUUGUUUCAACGACCUUACCAGUACUUGAAAAGACAUGACACAAACAGUAAAUUAACUGAUAUAAAUUCUAAGGUACCAGAAGGAGAUGCAGCUCAUUGCCUCACAACAUUGCUAAGUCAUUGUGGAGUAAAAGAUCCGUCAUGGUCAGAAUUGCGGCAUUUUGUUGGUUUCCUUGACAAGCAACUGCGAGAUUUUGAGGUAUCAAACUUCUGUAGUGCUGCUGUAUUAGAAGAUUUGCCAGGAUUUCCCCAGUUUGUCCUGAAGUUUCUCAUACAGAUGUCUAGACAGACUUGGAAAUCAGAAAUGGAAUAUUCUCCAAAAGUAUUAUGUCUAAAACUGUUUAAAGAAAACUUUGAAUUUGAAGAAUAUUUAGACGUAUUACGUUAUAAAGAUAAGAUAACGUUAUGA